Molecule: messenger RNA, 879 nt
Organism: Spirometra erinaceieuropaei
Lineage: Eukaryota; Metazoa; Platyhelminthes; Cestoda; Diphyllobothriidea; Diphyllobothriidae
Source: the annotation of a GenBank genome assembly
AUGGGUGAGAUCGGUACAAAUCUGCUCCUGCGGAGGAUAGCUGAACAAGCCCGCGAAAAAAGCAUAAUACGCGACGCAGCAUUGGAGAAAAAAUUUCGAAAGCUGCCCAAUCCAACGUCGCCCAGAAACGACAAACGGGUGCACAACCUGUCAUCAAAGGAGCUGACGAAGGAUCAGCUGCAGCUUUUACGGCACGAAGCUUCAUUUAACACGGCUGACGCCAAAACUGUUAACAUGAUUGCAGCAGUGGAAUCAAUCCUUUGUCAGAAGGAGACAACGGAGGAGACUAAGAGUCUCAUCCGACACCAAGUGUCGUCUCUCCUGAUAGCCCGCAGGCCGCGGGAAGUGAUUUUCAAGUUCGAACGUAAUGCGCUUAGAGAACUCAAGGCCGACAAAGGACGCGCCACAGUUGUACUGGACAGGACAGACUACCUUCAAAAAGCCAAAGGUUUACUGGAGGACCGACAGUUCUAUGUCCCAUGUGCAACGAAACCUUUAAUAGCGCUGACACGCGAAAUCAGUGCUACGUUGUUGGCCCUGGAGAACUCAGGUGCAAUAACACCGACCGACAGACGCAUGGCGAGACCCCAAGAUACGGCUUUGGCUCGAUUCUAUGGCCUCCCUAAGGUGCACAAAGACAGCGCUCCUCUCCGAACCAUCGUGUCGCUCAAAGGGACUCCAACGUACGGACUGGCUAAGUGGCUGUUCCGGCGUCUUAAGUUCCUGACCGCUGAGUCAGACACCACGGUCUCUUCGUCAGCACAAUUCCUGGAGAAACUCAAAGGUGGUAAGCAUCCAUUCAAAUGAGGUCAUGGUAUCUUUUGAUGUUACAUCCCUUUUUACUUCUAUUACCCAGGACCUGGCGAUCGAGACGAUUGA